UCUCCCACUAUUGAUUUUUCUUCAAUAUCUGGGUUGAUAAAUGUGUUCUGUGAAAAUGCUUUGGAUGUCAUAGUCUCCGUCACUAUUCUAAGAUUGUUGUCUGGAAUGUAAAAGAAAACAACAAUCGUAAAAGUUGAAUCUGGCUGGAGCGUUGGAGAAAUUUAGCUUAGGUGUGACAACCACGCGUAAUUGAUAAGUCACUCCAGAACAAGCAUUGCUUUUCAAUGAUCUACUGGCAUUGAAGUAAAUCAUCACCACUUACCUGGUACUUGAAUUUGAUCUUUUCGUACAUAUACGCGACAUCAAAUGUAUGAAUCAAUUGAUCUAUGAUCGAUCAACGGGCAACCUUAGCCCAAAUGCCUUCGCGCGCAUCCAAGCCAGUCGAUUAAUUCAUGCGAUUUCACCAGCCCCGAAGCUACAAUUCAAUGGUGGCGAAAAACGACCAACUAUAGCCACAGAUGCAGAAGCUCGAGAAUAUGAGCCAGUGAAGUUAUGGGCGCACCAAACUGGAGUGAACGCACUAUCGAUAGAUAGAUUUGAAGGAAAGAUGUAAGAGUGAAAUGAAUGUUUAAAAGUCGUUAAAACAUUGGACUAACAAGAGGAUAUAUAGUCUUCUUUCUGGAGGAGCAGAUGCAUCGAUCAAAAUUUGGGAUCUUGAUCAAAUCCCCACCGGGGCUUCAGACUACACAUUCCGACCAACCGGAAUAGUCCCUAGGUAUUUCACAGAUUUCUAUCAUUGUGCCAAACAGUUUGAAAGCAUCCACUAACUCGGGUCUACAGGAAUGCUCCCGCGCACAAGUAUGGCAUUACACAUCUUAGUUUCUAUCCUUUUGAUUCUGCCGCUUUUCUCUCUUCAUCAUACGAUCAUCAUCUCAAACUAUACGCCACAGAGUCUCUCCAAAUCUCUGCAGACUUCGAUUUAAACUCUAUCGUCUAUUCGCAUGCCGUAUCUUCCAUUGCACAGCAUCUUCUGGUGGCUUGCGCAACUCAACACCCAGCUGUCAGACUCGUUGAUCUUCGGUCAGGCGCAAGUACACAUUCAUUAGCCGGGCAUCAUGGAGCUAUACUCUCCGUCGCUUGGCAUCCGAAUAUUGAUCAUAUAUUAGCUAGUGGAUGUGUAGAUGGUACGAUUCGUCUUUGGGAUAUACGCAAGAGUUCUGGAGCAGUGGGUUUGCUGGACUUGGAGGAUGCGAUUGGGAUUACGGUUACACAUGGUAUGGCAGGUGGUCGAUCAAGAGCUUCAGCUAGAGCACAUUCAGGCGCUGUUAAUGGUCUAACCUGGACGGAUAAUGGAAAUUAUAUCAUAUCUGCAGCGCAUGAUGAAAGAAUUCGCGUCUGGGAUGCAGCUACGGGUGGGAAUACACUUGCGAGUUUCGGCCCAAUACUAAAGAAUGGACAUCUCUCAAGUCUACCUCUAGUAGUAUCACCUACGGCAUUAACUCCUCCCAUGAAAGAACUUGUAUUCUUUCCCAAUGAGAAAGAAAUUCUCGUUUUCGAACUCCACGAAGGCCGCCUUCUCAAACGGUUGAAAGUUCCUGGUCCCACUUUAGCAGCAGUCCGAUCUCGAACUGGUGAAAGAAAUAUCAGAAAUCGUAUUACAGCAUUGGCUUGGAGAGAACCAGUCGAUGGUAUAUACUCCGCUCAUUCUGAUGGAAAGAUUAGAGCUUGGAUACCUAGAACUGAAGAGGAUGUCGAGUUAGAUCGUGAUGAAGAGGAGGAAGGUGAGACUCGGGAUAGAGAUGAAGAUGGCAAGAGGAAGAGAAAUGUUCUGGAUGAUGUUUUUAGGGAUUUGACGAGACAGAAAAUAAGUUUUGGUUAAGGCUUCUCUAUAAAAUAAUUUAAACUCUCCUAAACAGAGACAUUCUCCGUUACUCAAUAUUACACUGACUCGAGCCGCGUUAUUUCCAAU
Molecule: messenger RNA, 1909 nt
Organism: Sclerotinia trifoliorum
Lineage: Eukaryota; Fungi; Ascomycota; Leotiomycetes; Helotiales; Sclerotiniaceae
Source: the annotation of a GenBank genome assembly